Conger conger (European conger) is the source of this 967-nucleotide messenger RNA. RefSeq names its product harmonin-like. The record is from RefSeq and is a predicted model, not a curated record. Bases 290 to 766 code for a protein of 158 amino acids. NCBI's taxonomy places the organism in Eukaryota, Metazoa, Chordata, Actinopteri, Anguilliformes, Congridae. The transcript is spliced from 3 exons.
UUGAAAAACAGGACUCAACAGCUCCAUUAAAUACAAACAUAUUGGUUGACUCAGAAAUAUGGCUUCAAAUUUCAUUCAGUACGACUGCUUACCUUUUUACUCACUCCCCUUUGGUUUGCUGUUCGUUUGGCUUUUUCGGUUGGUGUGUUUGUUGUUGUUGUUGUUGUUGUUGUUGUUGUUCCUGUUUAUACAAAGUCAUUACCAGCAGAGCAGGUAGGCCAGAGUGACGUCCUGAGUGUGGUUCCUCACCGUCCAUCGCCCGGUGUUUUAUCUGCCAUGUGACACGGUGAUGUGUUGUGUCUCCGUAGCGUUUGGCUGGUUUUACAGAUAUGAAGGGAAGCUGCCUACUCUGAGAAAGAAAGGGAAGGGGAAGAAGAGCAAGAAGAAGAUGUCGAAGACGGACACCCUGCAGGAGCAGAGGAAGAACAAGAAGGAGAUGGAGUUCGAGCUGAAGCUCGCCCGGGAGAAGGAGGAGAUGUACGAACGGGAGAAGCAGCUGAAGAUCAACAGGCUGGUGCAGGAGGUGUCGGAGACGGAGCGGGAGGAUCUGGAGGAGUCGGAGAAGGUGCAGCACUGGGUGGAGCGACUCUGUCAGACCCGCCUGGAACAGAUCUCCUGUGUGGAGAACGAUGACACGCCCGAGGUACCCAUUCUUAAAGGAGCAUGUUCCCUCUGUCUGUGGGCCCCGCUCUUAAGGGGGCAUGCUCCCUCUGUCUUCUCUGAGGUACCAGCUCUUAAAGGGGCAAGCUCCCUCUGUCUUCUCUGAGGUACCCGUGGGCCCAGCUCUUAAAGGAACAUGCUCCCUCUGUGUUCUGUGUGGUACCCGUCGGCAUGCUCCCUCUGUCUUCUUUGAGGUACCCGUGGGCCCCGCUCUGAAAAGGGCAUGCUCCCUCCGUCUUCUGUGAGGUACCCAUGGGCCACACUCUUAAAGGGGCAUGCUCCCUCUGUCUUCUCUGAGGUACCUGUG